GCCUGCCACCUAGUGGACACGGGGAGGAUCGUCGAGGCAGGCUGCCCAGUGGCGGAAGGAGAAGGGGGGCCCAGAACUGUAUCUCAACCUCAGACCUGGCCAGAGGCGGGGGCUGAUCCCGGCAGCGGCCAUGUUCUCCCUGCCCUCCUGGCUCCCCGGCCUCCCCUCCCUCCAGUGGGGCUCCAGCCUCCUAGACUCUGUCCUGCAAGGCCUCAUCGGGGCCAGCGGAGUCUCCGUCCUGAACAGCCUCCUGAAGGUCUACUUCUUUGUGAACUGUGCCAACAACCCUGAGCGGCGGCUGGAAAAGCACCAGCUGCAGGCCCCGUGGGCCUCGCUGGAGACCGUGCACCUGGCAGGGCUGGCCCUGAUCCUGACCGUCGUGGGGGCCCGUGUGGCCGCCCUGGUGGUGCUUGAGUUCUCCCUCCGGGCUAUCUCCACACUGCUCUCCCUGGGCAAGGGCUCCCAGGGCACCGAGAGGCUGCGGCUGCACCUGCUGUGCCAGUACGCGCUGGGCUGCGGGCUGACCUGCGGCCUGAGCUUCCUACAGGAGGACGCCCCGCACCGCACCCUGAACCUGCUGCUGGGCCUCUGGCUGGCCAUGCUGCUUCGCACGGGCGCCAGGCGCCUCUGCCGCCACAUCUACCAGCUCUACGAGCUGCACAGCAGCCAGCAGUACUGCGGGGUCUGCCUGGGCCUGCUGGCCGGCGCUCAUGCCCUCCCCCGGCUGCUGGCCCGCGCCCUGGCCGUGGCCUUUGCCGUGGGUGACCUGGCAGCCGUGGCCCUUAUCAACCGGGACUUCCUGACCACGUCAGACGCCGUGCGUUUCUGGACGCCGCUCGUCAUCUGCUACACGCUGCUCGUCAUCUACAUGCAGGGAGCAGCGGCAGAACCCCGGCCUGCAGAGCCACGUCCAGACGGUGCUGGUGCGCAUGGGCGGCCUCUUCGUGCUGCUGCUGACCGUGGGCAGCUGGCUGGACCUCCUGGGUGUCCUUAUGUCCCUGCUGGGCGAGCUCUGGUGCCUGACGAGCGUCCGUACCCUGCUGGACCUUUGCCAGAUACAGGAGUUUCCAUCCCAGAGGCCUUCAGUGUCAGCUCCAAGGCAGCCCCCGCCCCAGCCCUCAGCACCUGGCAAGCCCCAGGGGACAGCCCCCUCCUGACCUGCCUUAGCAAGGACUUGGGAGUCUGUCUCGGGCCCACCCAGGCUCAUCUGGAGGUCUUGACCCCAGGACUGCCAGCCCUGCCCCCCACUUGGAGUUCAAGGUGGGCACUGGGGCUCUUGGGAGGAAGAAGAGGGCUCGGGGCUAGAGCUCUCAGAAGGGGGCACUUGGAGGCCACUGAGCGAACCCCUAUUUUUCUCAGGACAGAGAACGGAUGCAGCGCCCUCAAACCUGCCUUCCCGGUGGGGGGGUUGGGGGAAUGGGGGAGAAUUGCGUUCUCAGAAUGGCUUCUCCUUUACUGGCCUCCCUCGCCCUCUCCACGAACAACAAUAAAGAUGAUUUUCUCAACCUGCGUUAGAAUCAUGAACACACAGGGGCACCUGGGUGGCUCAGUCGGUUAAGCGGCCGACUUCAGCUCAGGUCACGAUCUCGCGGU
Molecule: messenger RNA, 1593 nt
Organism: Prionailurus viverrinus (fishing cat)
Lineage: Eukaryota; Metazoa; Chordata; Mammalia; Carnivora; Felidae
Gene: TMEM82
Product: transmembrane protein 82
Exons: 7
Coding region: 131-1558 (475 amino acids)
Source: RefSeq, a predicted model, not a curated record